AUGGCUGUCGAUGCUCAUUUUCAUCUCGACCAACUCAUGGUAAAAACCGGAUUAACUGGUAUCCAUGAGUUGGAUGAUAUGGGUACAGCUGAUCUCUACAAGACCAAGUUGUCGUUCUUGGUUGCGAAUUACUGUAAUCCUGCCAAAUCAACCGAAAGGUCAGAAACUAGAAAAGACCACAGAAUUCAACUAUCUUUCGGAAUACACCCUAGAAUUGUAAACUCAAAUUCAACAUCAACUUUAGACCGGUUUUUCAAAAAUUUAAUUUCAAUUUUGGACUCUUCAAAAACAGUUUCAGUAGGGGAAUGUGGAUUGGACACUACAGACAGACCAAAUUAUCAAAAUUUCCAAAAACAAGUAACAUACUUUGAGAGGCAACUUAAUUUGGCCGUACAGAAAAAUCUGCCAGUCGUCAUCCACAGCAGAGGAGACAGAAACCUCAAUCUUGCAACUCUAACCUCCAUGGUUAAUACUUUACCCCAGAAUCACAAAAUUCACUGGCAUUGCUUCACAGGGACAGAAGAAAUUUUUGAAUCUGCUUCAUCACAUUUUUCGGACAUUGUAUUUGGCGUUACACCUUUCAUCUUUAGCAACAAAUAUCCAACCAUCAAACAAUUCAUUUGCAAUAAAGGAAUCGACAGAAUAGUUUUGGAAUCUGAUGCACCAUAUAUCCGCUACAACGAAGAAAUUGCUAAUCCAUAUACAGUCAUCUUUGUAGCCCAUGAAAUUGCAAAAUUACUACUAAUACCUGUUGAAGAAGUUUUGGCCACCACUACAAAAAAUUUUCAAAUGAUUAAUGUUUGA
Messenger RNA from Mytilus trossulus (common blue mussel), 804 nucleotides. Its product is annotated as putative deoxyribonuclease TATDN2. The record is from RefSeq and is a predicted model, not a curated record. The coding region runs from base 1 to 804 and encodes 267 amino acids. The transcript has a single exon. Lineage: Eukaryota; Metazoa; Mollusca; Bivalvia; Mytilida; Mytilidae. Gene Ontology annotation, molecular function: hydrolase activity, acting on ester bonds.